ACCGUUACUUCUCUCCCGUCCAACAAAAUUUCCCUUCAAAACCGCUCCAGUCUCCAGUCUCCUCCGCCCGAAACACCGUACACACGAAGCAAAUCCACUGCGACCGCGACACAUCCUAGCCGGAGAAGAACCCAUUGAUCCACCGGAAUCCCAGCCCAUGGCCGACGCCGCCGCGCUCGUCGCCGUCCCGCCGCAGCCGCAGCAGCGGCACCCGCUGAGCCAGAUCGCGGCGAGCGGCACGCACCGGCUGCUGCUCAAGCAGUGGCUCAAGGAGGAGGACCUGCUGGCCCGCCGCGUCGCGCUCAGGGAGGCCCGCCUCGACGGCGCGCGCAAGGAGAUCGCAUUCCUCUACUGCGCCUUCUUCGCCUUCCACGCCGCCUCCGUCCUCGUCCUCUUCCUCUCCUCCUCCCUCUCCUCCUCCCUCGGCCCCGACCAGUCCCUCUCCUGCCGCCGCUCCUGGAUCCCCUGCCUCGUCUCGCUGCUCGCGUCCCUCGCCAUGCUGUGGGCGCUGCGGUACAAGGCGGACUCGGAGGCCGUGCUGGAGCGGGUGCUGGCGCGGGAGCAGGAGGACGCGGCGCUGCUCGGGCGGUGCGUCGCCGAGCUCAAGCGCAAGGGGCUCGAGUUCGACCUGCUCAAGGAGGUCGACGCGCUCCGCAGGGCCAAGAGCCUCCGCGUCGAGGCCAAGGGCGGCGCCACGGACAGCCCCAGGCGCUGGCCCGCCAGGGACCUCCCCGUCUUCGCGCUCUUCGGCGCUGCCUGUGGCGUCCUCGUGCUCACCAGGUUCCUGCUCUGCAACAACUAGCCAGGACCAAGCCGGAUCUGGUUCAUCCCUUCAGUGCUCAAGACUUCGAUUGCUCCAUUCCUGCAGAACUGUUUGUUCUGCGAAUUUUGAUGUUUGUAAUAAGGAAAAACAUUUGAUUCUUCAGGUUCUGUCUGUAUUCUUCCUGUCUGUAGCGGAGAGAAAACUACUCUCUCAAAUCUCGGUGUUAUGCACAACAAGAUGUACACUUGAAGUCAGUUUAGUCCCCAUUUUAUUACCCCAAA
Molecule: messenger RNA, 1044 nt
Organism: Lolium perenne
Lineage: Eukaryota; Viridiplantae; Streptophyta; Magnoliopsida; Poales; Poaceae
Source: RefSeq, a predicted model, not a curated record